Messenger RNA from Rosa rugosa (rugosa rose), 807 nucleotides. Its product is annotated as early light-induced protein 1, chloroplastic-like. The record is from RefSeq and is a predicted model, not a curated record. Bases 129 to 725 code for a protein of 198 amino acids. Lineage: Eukaryota; Viridiplantae; Streptophyta; Magnoliopsida; Rosales; Rosaceae. The transcript is spliced from 2 exons.
CAACUUUGAUAACCCAGAUCGUCUUCACUUUCUCAUCUAUCUACCUCUUCUCUCCUCUACUAAGUUCUUGUGCUUCAUCAACCUCCUUGAUCAUUCCUUGUAGUGCUUAAUCAAGAACCAUAUAUACAAUGGCUGCUUCAGCUUCCAUGCAAUCGAUAUUCCUAACAAACUCCGUCGCUUAUGGAGCUGGAAAGAAGAGCUCAGUCAGAGUAAACCAACUUGUGCCAACUCUUCACAGGUACCCUAACAUGAGGGUGCGCUCCAUGGCUGAGGAUGGUCUACCUGAGGAGAAACCAUCUACAGUUUCAGAACCAUCAAAGAUUCCAUCAGCAGCACCUACACCUACACCUUUCCCACCACCACCUAGAACUCCCAAGGUUAGCACCAAGUUCGGGGACGUUUUCGCCUUCAGCGGCCCAGCACCUGAAAGAAUCAACGGCAGACUCGCAAUGGUGGGCUUUGUUUCAGCUCUGGCAGUGGAAGUGGUAAAGGGCCAGGAUGUGUUUUCUCAGAUCUCCAACGGUGGAGUCUCGCUGUUUCUCGGCACUAGCAUUUUGCUAUCAGUUGCAUCUGUGAUUCCUCUUUUUCAAGGAGUCAGUGUGGAGUCAAAAUCGAAGGGGCCCCUUUGGACCUCAGAUGCUGAAUUGUUGAAUGGAAGACUGGCCAUGCUAGGUUUGGUAGCUUUGGCCUUCACUGAGUAUGUCAAGGGUGGAACCCUUAUUUAAGUCUCUUUAGGGACCAUAGGGUUGUAAAAGUCCGUUCAUAUUUAGCAGUUACAAAUAUCAAUGAGAAGGUUAUAUUUUCAUA